GCCCCUCGAGUCCUCGACCAAAGCUUCGAUCUUCAAAGUUCCGUCGGCCAAACCCGACCCAUAGAAAACGGGCCAAUUUUUUGGGUAAAAGCGGGCACCGUCUUUGUUCAUCUCUACCCGAAAGUCCAAAGCACACACUUGCACAGCAAGUGUUCGACAAUAAGUCUAAGCGAGUUAAAACAGAUUAAAGUUCAAAAAAUUUCAAUUUCUCUCUCACACCAAACCAACUUCUUCUCCUCCAAAUAACCCAUCUCCUUGCAUUCAGUCGCAAAGCAAAGGAAUUCACUUGAAUUGAAUACGCAGCAAUUGUAAGUCUGUGAUGCCCAUUUUAGCUUCUUCUGUUUCUGUUUCUGUUUCUAGGGAAACAAAGUCCAUUAAAACUCUAUGUGCAAUUGUAUUAAAGGGUAAUUGGAAUCAAUUUCUCAAACCCCAAAUUGGUUCUAGUUUGAGUUCUGUGAAAGUAGAGAAAAUAUUAUCACAUCUUUCAUUAGGUUAUUAUGAUUCAUGGGUUUUUUAUCAAUGGGUUGAACAGAUUCCUGGGUAUAAGCAUUCCCUUCAAUUUACUUGGUCUAUGGUUCAUUUGCUGACAAAACAUAAUCACUUGAGAAUUGCACAGAACCUGCUUCAGAAGAUUUCUCUUAAAAAUUAUUUAUCUUCCCCCACUGUUUUGAAUGCCCUUGUUGUUGCCCAUCAUGACCCGGGUUCGAAUUCGCAGAUUUUGAGUUGGUUGGUGAUAUAUUAUGCUGAUUCUAAGAUGACCCAGGAUGCAAUUCAGGUGUUUGACUACAUGAAAAUUAAUAGGAUUAAACCUCAUUUGCAUGCUUGUACUGCGCUUUUGAGUUCUCUUGUGAAGGUGGGGUUGACUGCUACCAUGUGGAAGAUGUACAAUAGGAUGUUGAAACUUGGGAUUGAUCCUAAUAUUCAUGUGUAUAAUGUGUUGCUUCAUGGUUGUUGCAAGUCGAAGGAUGUGGGAAAGGCAGAAGAGUUGAUGAGUGAGUUGGAAUUCAAGUGCAUGUUGCCGGAUCUUUUCACUUACAAUACAUUGAUUUCUUUAUAUGUGAAGAAUGGUAAACAUUAUGAUGCUCUGUCUGUUCAAGAUAGGAUGGAAAAGGCUGGUGUGGCACCAGAUAUUGUGACUUAUAAUUGCAUCAUAUUUGGAUUUUGUCGGGAUGGUAGGAUGAGGGAGGCAUUGAGGCUUUUUAAUGAAAUUAAGGGCGCAACUCCUAACCUUGUGACGUAUACCACUUUGAUUGAUGGAUAUUGUCAAGCAAAUGACCUAGAGGAAGCGUUAAGGUUGUGCCAUGUAAUGGAGGCUAAACGUAUAUAUCCAUCAGUUGCUACGUACAAUUCGAUUCUGCGCAAGUUGUGUGAGCAGGGGAGGAUAAGGGAUGCAAACAAGCUCUUGAAUGAGAUGAGCGAGAAGAAGGUAGAACCUGAUAAUAUCACAUGCAAUACAUUGAUAAAUGCUUACUGCAAGAUCGGAGACAUGGAGUCUGCCCUAAAGGUCAGAAACAAGAUGUUGGAAGGGGGGUUGAAGGUGGACCAAUAUACUUUUAAGGCGCUUAUACAUGGUUUCUGCAAUGCUAAAGAGAUCGAUAGAGCAAAAGAGCUUCUUUUUGAAAUGCUUGAUGCGGGUUUUUCUCCUAGUUUUUGCAGUUAUUCCUGGAUUGUGGAUGGUUACUGUUACCAUGAUAAUGAGGAGGCAGUAGCAAAUCUGCCAGAUGAGCUUGCAGGGAGAGGUCAUUUUGUUGAUAUAUCGGUGUAUCGGUCUCUUAUUAGAAGUUUGUGUAAGAAAGAUAAGAUUGAAUUGGCUAAAAGAAUUUUUGAUUGUAUGGAAGAGAAAGGAAUCAAGGGAGACAGUCUAGUAUACACCAGUUUGGCAUUUGCUUACUUUAAACGAGGAAAGGGAAGAAUAGCUUCGGAGUUAUUAGAUGAGAUGUAUAGGAGGAGGUUAAGUGUAACUUUAAGAAUAUAUAGGUGCUUCAGCCCUUCUAGAGUUAGUGAUAGCAACUUAUUAGGGGUUUUUUGUGAUCACUUGAAGGAGAGAAAGCUUAUCUCAAACAAUGUUUACAAGCACAUGCAAGACCUUAACUGAUCUCCCAUUGAGCUGAAUGGCCUUUGUUUCCUAAUGUUUCUGUGCAACAUGUUGAAAUUUGACAGAAAUACCGUCUUUAGGACAAGAAUGCCAGGAUCAAGCUUUCUUGCUGGAGUAUAUCUCAACUCCCUCCUUACCAGGUGAAGAAAAGUACUGUUCCGGUGUUGAAACAAUGGGAUUCGGAUGAAGGCCCUAUUCGUUGAUGUGGAAGAUCUUGCGUGCGUGGUUAAGUUGUGUCCGAAAAUACCUGCACAAUGAGAAAAGUAACUGGCCUCGGAGGUGUUCCGAGGAAAGCCCCUCUGAUGCCUAAAAUUCUCUCAAAAUUCCGGCGAUCUUGCGUUUCGGAGUUCUUUAGAUCUUCAUCUCUUGGUCGACCUUCAUACUCUGGAACUCACUCCAAUCGUUUUGUCGGCGAAUUCCGCUUCGGAGGAAGAUGGAAAGUUGCUAUUCUAUUAUGCCGUUGGUUGUUGCCGAGACUUUGCUGAGUGCGGAUGAAUUGAAGAAGGAUGCCAAAUCUGAAUAUUUUAAGGGGAGCCCCCUAUUGCUGCAGAUUUGGCUCAUGGAACGACUUAGGCUUUUAGAAACUUCUGCCGAUCCUAAACAUUAUCGUCCUAUAGCCUUGGGUAAUCGAAAGUAUUUGCACCGAGGCCAGGACGAGGCCGAGUGGGCUUCCUUUUUUACUCAUGGUAUCUGUUCUAUUAAGUGGGUGGUACUGUGGUGGGGUUUGACUACUAUGACGGGGGGUUCUGAUGUGUCAGUUUAUGUAUCUUUGCUGGGGCUAUCUCGGCCCAUUUAUAUCUUUCCUUACCGAGUCAUGCGUCAAUAUGGCUUAAGGCAGACUAUCCCAUUUUCUGAUACAGUACCACCUAAAGUAGCGGCCUUUUCACAAGCACGGGUUCAAGCAUGGGCUAAAUAUUAUGAUGGUCUCCCGCGUUGGGCUGUGGCUACAAAUGGCUUUGUGGGUCUUUCCGAAAACUACAAGUUAUGGAUGAGUUCCGAUGAUAAAGUUGUGAGGACCGAGGCUCGAAAUGGUGAGCCGGCUGAGCUUUUGAUACCUCGUAUUCGGGUUAGGUAUGAGGGCCGCGAUUCUGCCAAUCCUCGCACCCAUGGUAUUAAGACUGUGAAAGCUCGUCCUGAUCGAAAGCGAAAGGAAGUUCCUCCCCGUUCCAAUUCUAGGCCUAAGAAGAUGCCUAACAUGAAGGGGCCUGCCGUUGCUAAAAGAAAUGCAAGCUCUCGCGGAGAUCGUUGCCGGAACAAUGUAUGGGUUAGGAAAGUUCAGCCGCUAGUAGAACCAGUGACUAAUCCAGUUGAUGUUGAUAAUCCUUCCCCCACCAUUGUUUGUGCCCUUGAGGCUAAGCGGGCUAUAACGGUUCAAACUGAGAAUGUUUCUGAGGCCUUGGCAUCUUUGGAAGUUAGUGUCCAGGAGCCGGUUCUUAUGGAGAUUGAUAUAGGGGCAGCGCAGAAACCUGUGGAGGUGGACCCUGCGAACAUUGCGCUCUACAAGACUUUAUUUGAUGAUCCGGAAGAACUAGAGUAGUGUAGUUCUUGCUAGGGUGUAGGUGCCCUUUAUUUAUUUCAGUUGUGUUUGUUUUUCAUUCCUUAGCACUUUUGUUUUCCUUCUUAUCAUUUUUUAAUAAAGGCGUAUUUUAUUUUUACUUUCA
This is a messenger RNA of Spinacia oleracea (spinach), 3756 nucleotides long. Its product is annotated as pentatricopeptide repeat-containing protein At5g38730. Gene Ontology annotation, molecular function: mRNA binding; protein binding. The record is from RefSeq and is a predicted model, not a curated record. NCBI's taxonomy places the organism in Eukaryota, Viridiplantae, Streptophyta, Magnoliopsida, Caryophyllales, Amaranthaceae. Bases 320 to 2095 code for a protein of 591 amino acids. The transcript is spliced from 5 exons.